AUGACUGGACGUCCCAAUCUUGUUUCGGAUGAGACACGGGAUAGAAAAGAUGAAUUAAAAGAGUGGGUGAAGCAAGUGAGAGAAGUUGCUUUUCGCAUGGAAGAUGUGAUCGAUGAAUUCUUGUUGAAAGUGAAAAAGCAUGACCAAAAGCAACGACUUGUUCGCUUUGUUGCUAAAACUGGUAACGUUCUCAAAACUGUCAAAGUCCGUCUUAAGAUACAAGCGGAGAUUCGGGACAUCAAAAAAACACGAGAAAGACUCGAUAAAUUAAAAGAUUCUUUCGGAUUAGACACGUCAUCGUCAGGACGGAGAGCAGAGAUGUCUGCAACUGCCGGACAUGGCCUUCGAAAGAGUGCUCGGUUCAUGGAUGAAGCUGAACUUGUGGGUGUUGACGAGACUAGGGAAAUGCUCAUGGGUUGGCUAAGAAAACAAAAUGGACGCACAGCAGUAAUUUCAGUGGUCGGCGAAGGGGGAUUAGGAAAAACCACUAUUGUGAGUAACUUGUAUAAGAAGCAAAAAGACGAAAGAUAUUUUGACUGUUACGCUUGGAUCAAUGUCUCUCACUCACUCGAAGCCAAAGGACUAUUAAGAACUAUGAUCCGUGAUUUCGACAAAAAUGCUACCAUGAAAAUUGAAGACGACAUGGAACAACAUGAGUUGACUGAGAAACUUAAACAAUACUUGCAAACAAAGAAGUAUAUGAUUGUUUUUGAUGAUGUACGGGACAUCAACUUUUGGGGAAAUUUUCUUAAUGCAUUACCAGAGGCAGAUAAAGGCAAAGACAGCAGGGUAAUAAUUACAGCAAGAAAUAUAGACGUUGCAGAAAAUUGCAGAGUUCGCAGGGCUGACCAUCACAUUCAUGAGCUAAAACCCUUAGAUCCAAAAGUUGCUUUAAAGCUCUUUUACAGUGAGGUCUUUGAUUCUAAAGGUUGUGACGAUCAAGAGCUGAAAAAAUUGUCUGAAGAUUUCGUGAGCAAGUGUAAUGGAGUGCCAUUAGCAAUUGUAGCUCUCGCGAGUCUCUUAUCAACUAAAAAGGAAGAUGUCUCAGAAUGGGAAAAGGUGCGCUGGAGUCUAAACUUAAAAUUCAUAAAUAAUCCCCAUUUAAGAAGUUAUUUCCAAGUGUUAUCAGAGAGUUACGACGAUCUUGAUCACCACCUCAAGUCAUGCCUCUUGUACUUUGGUCUUUUUCCGGAAGGUUAUGCCAUUAGUUCCACUCGACUCAUCAAUUUGUGGACAGAAGAGGGUUGCCUAAAUCAUGAUGAUGGUGAUCAAGUAAGGACUGAGGAAGUAGCGGAAAGUUACUUGUGUGAACUAAUUAAUCGCAGCUUGGUUAAAGUAUCGGAAAGGGAUCCUGAUGGCAGAGUUCGAAGAUGUCACAUCCAUGAUUUAAUGCACGAAUUUCUUCUCAAGAAGUGUGAGGAUCUGGACUUUGGCCAAGUCAUAAAAAGUGGGCAGUUUCAGUUUCAUCCAUGGACCAGGCGGCUGUCGAUCCUCACAAAUAGCAUUCAUGAUGAUAUUACAAGGGCUGCAAAUCACAAGAGAGUGAGGUCUUGCUUUUGUUUUAACUUACAAGAGUUGCAAAAGCCUCUGGUGCAAUCAUUUCUAUCCAGCUUCAAGUUCUUGAAAACCCUGGACUUUGAAGAUGCUCCUCUCGAUCAUCUUCCUAAAGCCGUCGGGACUUUGCUGCAUCUACAGUAUCUGAAUCUAAGGAACACGCGGAUCACAACCAUUCCUAAGUUUAUUUGUAAGCUUCUUAAUCUAGAGAUUCUGAACCUAAAGCAUACUCUAGUAACAGAGCUGCCACCAUAUAUUUACCGGCUUGUCAAGUUGCGUCAUCUCAUAGCAUAUUCAUCUUCUCAUGGAGUAAUACUAAAGAAAGGCAUCAAGAGUUUAAAGGCUCUGCAGAAGCUAGCAAAAGUUGAUGCAUCUAAUGGUGAGGAUGGUGUCAUCGAGGAAUUGAUUGACAUGAAGGAAAUGAGGAGGCUGGGCAUUAUUAACAUAAGGAGGCAACACGGGAGACUGCUAUGUACUGCAAUAGAGAAUAUGCAGCUUGUUUGCUCAUUAAGUAUUGCAGCACCAUAUGCCGGUGGGAUCAGUGAAGUUCUUAGUUUGGGUUCCAUAAACAACCCUCCUGAGGACUUGAAACGUCUUUACUUGGUUGGCCGCUUAGAGAAAUUAGCAAAUUGGAUUCCCAGACUUGGCCGGCUAGUGAAGCUCCGACUGGCUUGGUCAGGAAUAGAAGAAGACCCAAUGCUUGCUCUCAAGGACUUAACAGAUUUGGUGGAUCUUCAGUUAUUGAAAUCAGCAUACGAUGGCGAGGAGUUACACUUCAAAAGUGGAUGGUUUAAGAAGCUUAAGGUUUUGGAAUUACGUGGCAUGCAGAGGCUUAGGAGGUUAAGAAUAGAGUCCGCAGCAAUGUCUUCGCUGGAACAUCUACAACUUGGGUCUUGCCAUCAGAUGGAAAAGGUGCCCAGUGAUAUUCAAACCUAAGAUCUCUCAAAUUUCUUCAUCUUGAAGAUAUGUCAAGAGAC
Molecule: messenger RNA, 2531 nt
Organism: Prosopis cineraria
Lineage: Eukaryota; Viridiplantae; Streptophyta; Magnoliopsida; Fabales; Fabaceae
Product: disease resistance protein RPM1-like
Exons: 3
Coding region: 1-2490 (829 amino acids)
Biological process (GO): defense response to other organism
Molecular function (GO): protein binding; ADP binding
Source: RefSeq, a predicted model, not a curated record